Molecule: messenger RNA, 2713 nt
Organism: Caenorhabditis auriculariae
Lineage: Eukaryota; Metazoa; Nematoda; Chromadorea; Rhabditida; Rhabditidae
Source: the annotation of a GenBank genome assembly
AUGCCACGGUCUCGAACAAGAUCUACAGAUCGAGAUGGUGAGUUUUUAUUUCUCAUUUAUUUUUCUCGUAUUUUCAUUUUCCAAAAGACCUUUUUUCGACUUGAAAAAUCGGCCUCCAAGUUUGGAAAGUUUAAAAAAUUUUUUUUUUCCUAGAAAGUCACUCUUGCUUUUCAGGCAUAUUACCUCCAGCUAUACCAGAAGCGACAAGAAAUAGAGUAGAAGCCUUGAGACAGGUAACUUACCUAUUCAAUUUAGAGUUGUGAAAGUUUUGAAUCUUUCAGGUCUAUGGAAGGCCUACUACCGCACACAGAAAUUCUCGUCCAACUACUUCUUCGUUCAGUGGUUUUCUGCUUUCUAUUUUCCAUGUUCAUUUCCAAACUUCAAGAUGACCAAAUUCUGCCAGAAUUCAUAAGCAAAAGCUUGGCGCUCCUCAAUCACCGAGCUGGCGAUGGGCUGAAACGGGCAAAGUCGGCAACUCGUACAGUUACCAGAGCCUCGACGACUUAUGGACGAUCGGCUAGUCAAGAAAGAAUGGAAGAUCUUCGACAAGAACUGUUUGAAGCCAAAAAGGUGUUGUCUUCAGAAAUUCAAAAAAAAGAAGAAAUAGUUGCUACUUUUGAUUUCGACAGCUGUGGGGGGACGUAGAAUGGCAAGACACUUUGUGGUUCCUUUGGAAUCAAAAUACAGGGAAUAUAAUGUUCUAAGAAUUGCGUCGAGAUUUUAGCCUAUACUAAUUUCAGCACAACUCCAAAUUAGCGAUCGAUAAGAAGAAGUUGCAAACGCAUUUGCAAAAGCUGACAAGAGAGUCCGAGCGGAGAGAGCAGCACCUGCAGCGCCUAAUUAGUGGAAAGGUAAUUUUCGCUCUGUUUUGGCUGAUACUCACCUGAUUGCAGUUUCAACCGGCAGAGGUUAACGACACUCAAAUGGCGCAUACUCUCACGAUACUGAGAAGAAGCGAGAUGGGAAAAGAACAAGUCAUCAAACUACAGGCGCAAGAACUCGAGUACUUUUUUCAGCUCUUUUUUCACUAAUUUAUAUAAUUGCAGGUUUCUUAGAAAACAACUUGCAAAAGUUACCAAUGGUGAAUUUGACGGUUCUGCUCCGAGAAAAUCUCAAAAAAAGAGUCACGAAAAACAAAUAUCCGAAACGGGAAGCGGCAGUACAACAGCAACAAGUGAACGAGGAAAACGGCCGACUACGUCGAAAAAUCGAAUCCAUUUUGAAGACCAAAAAAAUACAAAGAGUGAAACACAAGCCAGAAACAAACGCAGAAUAGAGUAAGUUCAAAGUUCAUUCACUUUGUUUCAGAAGAGCUUUUUUACUGAAUCUUUUGUCAAGUAAUCCUCUUUCCUAUAUUAAAAUCGAGUUUUCAGACUGGCUAAAGCAUACGCUGAUCAAAACGCGAAAUUGAAAGAACGACUCAAAGACUUGAAAAAAGCUUAUGACGAAGCAUCCAACAUUAGCAAAGAGCGGCAGGAUCAGCAAUCAAAAGCUCACAGUUCACAAACUGCUCAGCAAGGUGACCAAACUAUUGCGAAAUCUAUUUCAUGUUAGAAAUUGAAGAAGAAGAUUUUCAAAUGAAGCUGAAAAAAGCGAUUGAAAAAAUAAAAGCUGAAAGAGAAGAGACCGAGGGAGCUUUGAACGAAGAAAUACGGGAAAUGCAUCAGCAGCUGGGUCUUGCCUACACGGAAAUAGACAACUUACGGUGAGUUCCCAUUCUCUACAUCCUUCAUCACGAUUUUUUAGACUGGAAAAUAAUCAUUUGCAAGAGAUAAUAAAAGAGUUGGAGAGCAGACUCAAACAAUCUCAAACAGUUGCCGCUUCGUCACCCGCGCGUAUUGAGUAAGCUUCUUAUUUCACCCUUUUAUCGUGAGAGAUAAAACUGUCAUUUCUCAGAAUCCCCAAACUAGAUAUGACUCAAAUGGACGCUCCCGAGUCUGUUAGAGUUUCAGUGAAGCCUGGAAGCCAAGAGAAGAAAAACGGAGAAGAAAAACUGGUAUCUGCUGUUUAGAAAUUUUCAAGUUUGGAAUCUCUAUUUCGCAGUUCGAGCCGGAGGUUCUUGCUAUGGUCGUUGCGGAGAUUGGAGGAGCUCAUGUAGAACGGCUGAUCUUGUUGGAGAAAGAAGGCCUGCGAAGUGUUUAAUUGAGAAAUAUUCUAUAAUGGUUGUUUUUUUAUGUAGGAUGCGAUUUAUUUACAACUAUUUCUUUCAUUUCGAAUUGUUAUAUUUUCUCUCAUUUCACUUUAUUUUUUUCAUAUGAUUCUUCAAAGAUUCGAUCGAAAAGUUUUAGGAAUUCUUCUGCAUUCAAUAAGUUGAAAAAAACACCGCACACUUUUUUUUUUAUUCUCAUUUGCUCACCGUAAAUCACCCAAACGACCUGAUUCUGAGUUCAGUUUAAUAUUUCUGAUCUUUCAUUUUUUGAAGCGUUUGCUUGCACUUUUCUUUCACUGCCCUUUGUGAUAUGUCAACUGCGGGAACACAUUUUUGAAACAUGCAUAUCUUGUGGAGACGCAUACCAAAUGGUCGAAUAAACGUUAUUUCCGUCCCAACCACGGCCACGCCGAAGUUGAACAUUCCGAGAAGGCCGAAGCUGAAGAACAACAUCACGAAGUUUCGGCUCAGCCAGUAGAAAGCUCCGAGCUGAACACUGGCUCUGCUGAACCUCAUGAGGACCACGACCACGCCGAAUUUUCAGAUAAGAUCAUUAACAGCUAA